AUGCCCCUCACCGCCGCCCCCGAGGGCUGUACAAUCCUGGACGUCACGGACCCGGCCGCGGUCAGGUACGCGUUUGUCUUCGUCCUGCCUCAGAAGUGGCCACCCGAGGGGCUGAUAAGGACAUCGUUCGGCAACACGCCUCUGAGUGCCUGGGAGUAUGCCGCAUUCUACGGCGACUUGUUUUACGAAGAAGACUACCGUAUAGCAGAGGACGAUGCGGUGAUAGCCAGGACGCAUUCCCGUUUCACGGACAUCCUCAAGGGCCAGGAGGCCAUUGACUCUACUGUGACCGCCUCGCCCCUUAUAGAUGAGGACGCUCUUGAGAGCGCAUGGCCACUUCCGGGAGACAAGCAGUCUUGGAGGCGGCGAGCCGACUUGGGUCUUCCGGGAAUUGUGCCUCGGCCGUCCCCGGCGGGCCAUCCUGCCCUAUCGCGGCGCCCGCCCUCUACCAACCAUGCUGAGACCUUGUACAAGGCGUUCGAGCAGUCUUACAGGCUGUUUGAGCCCGGUUACAACCAAGGCCUCGACACAGAGGUCCGCGCCCCGCUCUCAUCUGUCAAACAAGUUGCCAAUAUUCUCUACUUCGGGUCAUUAGAAGACUCAUCCUGGCAAGCCAGGGCCGCCGAGCACGAGCCCAAGGGCGAUGGGAGGUUUGGAGAAAAUGCAGUCCAGUACUUCACUUUCCAGGUGGACGAUAGCCCCGUCACACCAGGGCAGACGCUUGAUGUGCUGCAUAGCUGGAUGGUCGCAGCCACCGCCCAGGAGUUGGGAGGCAGGAUGAAAUAUCAGUACUAUUCUGACUGCACCCACGGACACAGUGAUCAGAGCAUGGUCAAAUUCUUCAGCAUGGCCGGCCCAAACCACCGAGCCGUCAAGCCCCUGCCCGGCCAAGCAUUCUACUGCGCCAAAAAGUCCUACCACUGCAACAUAGACUGGACCACGGUGGCUCUCGAGGAGAUCAAACCCGGCGAGUGGACGGCGUUCCUCGUCCAGCAGUGGCGUCAAGUGCCGCUCGACAUACUCAGGACGGAGACGACUCCCCUGGGCUUCAAGUGCGCCUUCGUCAGCCGCGGCGCAGACGGUGAGAUCACGGUGGCCGACGCGGAGACUUUCCGUUCUGCGAGCCGUUCAACCCCGGUGGAUGACGCACUCCGGGAGCUGGACCCUGGCGAGGAGACGUGUGGCCGGGAUCUGGUGGAUUUGCUCGGCCGGGACGGUGGUGCCAUCAACGGCGUCCCGGUGUCACUCAUGGGUAGGGACGAGGUUUUGGAGCUGCUCGGGGGGAUGGAGGUUGUCAAAGCUCGGGAAGAUGAGAGGCUUGCGAGAUCCUGGAGCGAAGUCCACUCGAAAAUGAUGCAGAGAAAGGCUAGGGAGAGGGAAUCAGCGAUCAUUCAGCGCUUCAUCAUCAAAAUGCCUUGA
Diaporthe citri is the source of this 1419-nucleotide messenger RNA. RefSeq lists its product as uncharacterized. The transcript is spliced from 2 exons. The record is from RefSeq and is a predicted model, not a curated record. NCBI's taxonomy places the organism in Eukaryota, Fungi, Ascomycota, Sordariomycetes, Diaporthales, Diaporthaceae. Bases 1 to 1419 code for a protein of 472 amino acids.